AAAAGCACAGGGCUUGCACCUGAAGCUGACCUGAACUGAACAUAUGGAGAAAGCAACUCCUGCUAAGACUAUGGAUCAAGAAAGCAAGUUCCAUGUUUCAGGCAUGGCUUCUUUACCAGUGAUGUUUUUCUUCAUAAUUCUCCUGUUACCAUCCAUGCUCACCGAAGGAAGGAUUCUGACACAGACUCAAAAAGAACCCACCAUAUCUGCUGAUCACCAGAAAAAUCCCAAGGCUGUCACACUUGUCUCCCAAAGAGAACCAAACAUUCAAGAGGACUUUGAGAGGAUGCUCUGUGCCAUCGAUUAAGAACAAACUUUGUUUGAAGACCUGGCCAAUGGUAACCAAAACAAGUCUUGGCUAAAUCUCACUAAAUUCUUGGCUGCACUGAGCAAAUGUGGUGCUCAGAAACAACAAGUGGAUAGAGAAAAUUUCAGAAUUAUGUCCCAUAGGCCUCAAGAGACAAGAGUUAAGCACCAACAAGGCAAUUAUUUCAGGCUAGUCUUCAACUCUUCAGAAGAAUACUUAAACUUAGUAACAAAUUUGCUGUCUCCCAAAUAAGGUUAAGCAGAAGGCUCCUAGUGUCAGAACUGCUGUGCCUUUUACUAGGCUUUCUCUCAAGUCCUACAUCCUAUUUAGUUAACCAAACAAAUACAAGGAAAAUGUAGACUGUCAAUAAACACAAAACACCAGUGUCUACUCCGUAAAGUUAGGUACUAAAGGAGCCAGAGAGAGCCAAAAAGAGGUCUGACCAGGCAGCUGGGAAUUCACAUCUCUUCAGAACUAAUAGCCUAACCAUUCUAUCCUUAAAUAUAUGUGUAAUUUUGUGGCAAGAUUCAGGGUAAAUUCAUCGUGAGCCAAUAACUCUUCCAUGCUGUAGUCUGAGCAAUUCUGAAGGGAAAUGUUUUAUGCUUCCAAUUAUUUAGCUUUGUAGUUAUAAAAACUUAAGUAUCAUGGUUUUUCUCUUUAUCUUCUUUUGGAUAAUUUCAUUAAAUUAUAAGAUACCUGUCAAUCACACUUCCAUCGCAGACUCUUUUAUUAUUUCUAUCUAUUAUAAACUAAACCUCUCUUCCAAAUAAGUCAAUCUCUGGGUUCAAGAUGUUUGUUUGUUUCUUUCUUUGUUUCUUUGUUUAUUGUCUACAUUAAAUUUUAACAUCAAACAUCUUCCUUUACCUCAAAUCUUAUAGUAUAUAUUCAUAAAAUAUAGCACAUUGUAGAUCACCAUGCAGAGAUAUUUUAUAUGUUUCUUUAGUUUGAUCUCUCUGGCUCAAAAAUAAUAGGGAUGAUUGGUAGUAUGGUUUUUUCCACCAUACAGGAC
Messenger RNA from Mus musculus (house mouse), 1316 nucleotides. It is a transcript of the gene Esp3, whose product is annotated as exocrine gland secreted peptide 3. The transcript has 3 exons. Gene Ontology annotation, molecular function: pheromone activity. Gene Ontology annotation, biological process: signal transduction. The record is from RefSeq and is marked validated. Gene Ontology annotation, cellular component: extracellular region. NCBI's taxonomy places the organism in Eukaryota, Metazoa, Chordata, Mammalia, Rodentia, Muridae. Bases 44 to 307 code for a protein of 87 amino acids.